AUGAGCGGCUGGGAUCCAUACUUUGCGCGUCAGCAGAGUGGCUUCAACCUCGCUGGGCUCCGCAACCAACUGGACGAUCUAGCAGUGACGGCGUUUGCCACCAAAGACUCGGAGACGCUGUUUGAUGUACUGGAUAUUGACGACAACAACGACACCGCCAGACUAUUCGAUAGGUACAAAGUGCGCGCUGAGUUCCUACGAGUGCUCCUGUCAUUCGGCGACGAGCCUCACCAGUCCGAGGCCGGCAGCGCCAAUAGCACCUUUGUGCCUCAGGGCGACGACGCAUACACGCUGCUCUACAAGCUCAAUUUCGUGGAGCGGAACGAUCGGUCCGGCCCCGACGCGUGGUCCUUCCGGCACGUCGGUGUCUACCACCAACACACGCCCGGCUUCGACCUCUUCAUACUGCUACACUGUCAGCCCGCGAGCGAGCUAGCAGAGACACUUCAGGAUCUUAUUGAAGAGGAUGGAGAAGAGGAGACAUUCCCAGAGGAGCUCGACGACGACAAGAGCGCCUCGACGCUAAAUACAGCCAUGGUACCCCAUGCCAAGAUGAACCACAACGUCUGGGUAACCUUCAAGAGUGUGCGCGAGCUGAGAAAUACCAACGAUCUCGCCCUCUUCGCCAGCGCCUGCUGCCAGAGCAAUCUCGAGGUUACGGCCUGCAUCCUCUCUACCGGGAAGUUCCCCGCCGCCGAAAUACGAUCCAUGGAGACCAUGCUCCGUGGAUACAUCGACAGUUCCGCCGUGCUUCGCCAGAGAGUAGACAACACGGUCGAGCUGGCAUCGUAUACACUCUCGCUGCAUAAUCAGCAGGAGCUGCAGCUCCUUACCCACGAGAUGAAGACUCAGAUCAAGAACACGGGCGACGUGACGCUCAAGCUAAAAGACCUGACCGAGAACACGGUGGACGACAGUGCCAUCGUACGCAUCGUCACCAUCAUUUCUGCCAUCUAUCUUCCAGGCAGUUUCGUCGGCUCAUUAUUCGGAAGCAACUACUUUUCCUUCAACGAGAAGACCCACAAGAUUGCCAUCGCGAGAGACUUUUGGGUCUUCGUCCUCGUCUGGCUCAUCCUCACGGUCUUUACGGUAGCGGCUUACUUCUACACAUACAUACGGAAGAAAAAGAACAAGGCGACGAGGGCCCUGAAAGAUCCCGGAGAUGACGUCGAUGAAGACCGCAAUGACUAUAACAAACCUUCUCCUCUUUCUCCUCCUUCCGCAAGGUAG
This is a messenger RNA of Colletotrichum fioriniae, 1230 nucleotides long. NCBI's taxonomy places the organism in Eukaryota, Fungi, Ascomycota, Sordariomycetes, Glomerellales, Glomerellaceae. The record is from RefSeq and is a predicted model, not a curated record.